Molecule: messenger RNA, 1014 nt
Organism: Caenorhabditis elegans
Lineage: Eukaryota; Metazoa; Nematoda; Chromadorea; Rhabditida; Rhabditidae
Gene: srt-14
Product: Serpentine Receptor, class T
Exons: 4
Coding region: 1-1014 (337 amino acids)
Source: RefSeq, marked reviewed
AUGUAUCAGUGUCCCGAAGACAUGGAUAUGACAAGAAUUGAAAGACCGUACAUUGGAACCUACUUUUUUGUUUCUGGAGUUUUUUUGAUGAUAGUGUACCUUCCCUGCUUCAUCGCAAUGAUUAUCUCGAAACAUCGUUCUCCGUCGUUUCAACUAAUGAUGAUGCUCGGUGUGUUCGACUUAUUGUCACUUUUUAUCAACUCCAUCACAACUGGAUACCUCGGAUUCAUUGGAGCAUCUUACUGUCAUUAUCCUCUGGUAAUAUUUUUUGUUGGUGCAUUUGCUUUUGGUGGAUGGAUGGGAUGCUGUUCUUGUUGCAUUUUACUUGCAGUCGACCGAUGUGCCGAGAUCAAUCCUCAAUUUUUGUUUGGAAUUAUUUUCCACAAAAAGGUGUUCCCAUUGGUUAAAUUCAUAGUUUUGGCAUUGUCUAUUUACGUAACCUUUUUCACCAAUCCGGUUCUCUUCACUGCCAAGUAUAACUCUUGGUUUUUCGAUCCAAACAUUGGGAAAGAGGCAAACUUGUAUUAUAACAUUCCUCAGACAAUUAAUAAUCUGUUAGUGGCUUUACUGUCAACAGCUCUAUACAUUUAUUUGUGUUAUCACUUGAUUUUCAAGUUUGGGUACACUACGUCAAUGUGGAUGUAUAAAACAAAACAGCAGAUCAUAAUCCAAGCAGUAAUCCUUUGCUCUUUUCAUGCUAUUGCUGCAUACAUUUACGUGUACAUGCAAUUCUUCCCAUCGCCACCAUGGCUCAUUAUAAUUGGCCAAAUUGCGUGGCAAUGGAGUAAUGGAUGUGUUUGUAUUGUAUACUGGACUCUUAACAGAACUGUUAGAAAUGCUGCCAUUAGAAUGAUGCUUCCGAGAAGUAUCCGAGAAAAGUAUGGUCUUGCUAUGGGAAUUGAUGAGCAAAUAGCAAUGGAACGGAGGGAUGAAUCAACGAAUCCGAAAAAUGUUGGGACAGCUAUUUCAGCUGCAGUCAACAGUGCUAAAAUUGCACCAUUUUUGAAGGAAUAA